AAUGCGUGUGGUAGCUUUCUGUGUGCUUAGGUGCCCGAGCUACUGAGGGUCUAGGUCCGGGCAGCCGAAGAGUGUGGUAGGUAACGGUCGUCAGCGCAAGGGUCAUUUCGUCGCUGGGAAGGGACGGCCCUCGCCCGCGGUGAUGGUGGUUAGCAAGAUGAACAAAGAUGCGCAGAUGAGAGCAGCAAUUAACCAAAAGUUGAUAGAAACUGGAGAAAGAGAACGCCUCAAAGAGUUGCUGAGAGCUAAAUUAAUUGAAUGUGGCUGGAAGGAUCAGUUGAAGGCACACUGUAAAGAGGUAAUUAAAGAAAAAGGACUAGAACACGUUACUGUUGAUGACUUGGUGGCUGAAAUCACACCAAAAGGCAGAGCCCUGGUACCUGACAGUGUAAAGAAGGAGCUCCUACAAAGAAUAAGAACAUUCCUUGCUCAGCAUGCCAGCCUUUAAGAUUGAAUUAGAUUGUGUUGUUUUGUGGUUUUAUUUCUGAAAGUAAAACUUGCCAUAAAUUAGGAAUUGAUUUCCCCAAAUAAAAUCCUUUUUUGUAUGAUGGUAUACAGUUUUCAGUAAUGAUGUAUACAAUUGUAUUGAUUUUUUUCCCUAAAUGUGUUAUUUUAAUAAAUAUCUCAUGAAUGAG
Messenger RNA from Physeter macrocephalus (sperm whale), 635 nucleotides. It is a transcript of the gene ENY2, whose product is annotated as ENY2 transcription and export complex 2 subunit. Gene Ontology annotation, molecular function: transcription coactivator activity; chromatin binding. The record is from RefSeq and is a predicted model, not a curated record. Gene Ontology annotation, biological process: positive regulation of DNA-templated transcription; poly(A)+ mRNA export from nucleus; regulation of transcription by RNA polymerase II. Gene Ontology annotation, cellular component: DUBm complex; SAGA complex; nuclear pore. The coding region runs from base 143 to 448 and encodes 101 amino acids. The transcript has 5 exons. NCBI's taxonomy places the organism in Eukaryota, Metazoa, Chordata, Mammalia, Artiodactyla, Physeteridae.